Jatropha curcas is the source of this 2009-nucleotide messenger RNA. Its product is annotated as protein IQ-domain 26. The record is from RefSeq and is a predicted model, not a curated record. NCBI's taxonomy places the organism in Eukaryota, Viridiplantae, Streptophyta, Magnoliopsida, Malpighiales, Euphorbiaceae. Gene Ontology annotation, molecular function: protein binding.
ACCAAAUAACAGCUCGUUUCUCUCUCCUCUUAAUGACCAUCAUUGUCUCUUUAUUUAAAUUUACCAAAAAAGAUUCAAAAUCUGCAUAGUCAAAACUCAUAACCCCCAUUGGCAAAAGCACUCGCUCACUUUUUGAUCUGAAUCACUACAAAACUGAAAGAUUUUCUCUGCAGAACCCACAGCAGGGAGACUGAGCCACAAAUCAUAUAAGAAAGAUCUUCUCUUACCCAGCAGAGAAAGAGAAGUCUCAGCUUUUCUAUUUGGCUUAUUCUUUGGGACAAAAAGAAACUUCAAAAAGCAUCCCUCUUCAGUGGCUUUCUUCCUGAAUGCCUCAUCCUUUAGAAAAAAUAAAAAUAAUAAGUGGUACUUUUAGUUUUCGCUUUGAAAUUAGAACUAGAGAGAGAGAAGGUAAAAGUACUCAAAUGGGUUUUGAAAGUUAGAGAUUCACGGGAUGGUCAGGGGGCACUGGCCUAAUGGGUAUGUUUAGUACUGUACACGUUGCUCCAGAAAGUUAGAGAGAGAGAGUGGAUUUGUGUAUUGAAACAUUUUCUAGUCAAGGAAAGUGAGAAAAUUUUUAGUGGGGGUUACAUUUCCUUUGUAGGUUUGCAAAAAAUUCGGCGCCUUUUGAUUUUGAACAGCCGAAGUUUAGUUGGCUACAAGAGAUCUAACGAGAUGGGUAAAGCUACAAGGUGGAUAAAAGGUUUGUUAGGGAUGAAGAAAGAUAAAGAGAAGGAAAAAGAGAAUGGUUAUGGUGGCGGUGAUAGUUCAAGUUCAGUUUCAAAUGACAAGAAAGAGAAAAGAAGAUGGAGCUUUGGCAAACCAGGAAGGGACAGUUAUGUGAUUCCACAGAUUCCGGAGAUGAAGGAUGCUGCUUGGCUCAGAUCCUACCUUGGUGAGAGCGAAAGAGAGCAGAAUAAGCAUGCAAUAGCGGUGGCAGCUGCCACUGCUGCAGCUGCCGAUGCGGCGGUGGCUGCAGCCCAGGCUGCGGUGGCAGUAGUGAGAUUGACUAGCCAUGGCAGAGGAACUCUGUUUGGUGGAGGAAGAGAGAAAUGGGCUGCAAUCAAAGUUCAAACUGUCUUUAGAGGUUAUCUGGCUCGAAAAGCUCUUCGAGCUUUAAAAGGAUUAGUUAAGAUACAGGCACUUGUUAGGGGCUAUUUGGUCCGAAAGCGAGCAGCUGCAACUCUUCACAGUAUGCAAGCUCUAAUAAGAGCCCAAACUGCUGUUCGAACCCAGCGAGCUUGUCGUUCUGCAAACAAAGAGAAUAGAUUUCAACAUGAAAACCGGCCACGAAAAUCCAUUGAAAGAUUUGAUGAUACAAGAAGUGAAUACCAUAGCAAGAGACUAUCUGCAUCCUAUGAAAUGAAUGCAUUUGAUAGAAGUCCUAAAAUAGUUGAAAUUGACACAUACAAGCCAAGAUCAAGAUCUCGAAGAAUGACUGCUGCAUUAUCAGAAUGUGAUGAAGAAUUCCCUUAUCAUGCAAUGUCAUCGCCUCUUCCGUGUCCAAUUCCAGCUCGAAUCUCCAUACCGGAUUGCAAAUAUCAUCAAGAUUUCGAUUGGUACCUCACUGGUGAGGAAUGCAGGUUCUCAACUGCGCAAAGUACGCCAAGGUUUUCAAACUCUGUCCGGUCUAAUGCCCCGGCUACACCAGCCAAAAGUGUUUGUGGAGACAGCUAUUUUAGGCCUUAUUCGAACUUCCCUAAUUAUAUGGCGAACACACAAUCCUUUAAGGCAAAAUUAAGGUCUUACAGUGCUCCGAAGCAACGGCCAGAGCUAGGGCCAAAGAAAAAGCUUUCCCUUAAUGAAAUAAUGGCCGCAAGGAAUAGCAUAAGCAGUGUUAGAAUGCAGCGGUCAUGUUCUUAUGUUGAUGAAAGUUUAGGUCUUUGACAGAUUAUAUUAGUGAAGAGAGCCUAACCUGCAGAAAGUGAUUUGAAUGUAGAAGCUGAAAGCAAUAUAAGUUUGGAAAAAUGCAUCUUUUUAUGAAGUUCCUAUAGUUUUAUUAAGCUCACUCA